Messenger RNA from Drosophila virilis, 8046 nucleotides. Its product is annotated as polyglutamine-repeat protein pqn-41. NCBI's taxonomy places the organism in Eukaryota, Metazoa, Arthropoda, Insecta, Diptera, Drosophilidae. Gene Ontology annotation, biological process: cell-cell junction organization. The record is from RefSeq and is a predicted model, not a curated record. Gene Ontology annotation, cellular component: apical junction complex; plasma membrane.
CUCUGGCGUUUUUUGCACGUUCCAAAGGUCAGCGCUGUUGAGCUUAGUGGGCCAAAAUUUGAUGGAUGCAUACGGCAGAGCCAAAAGUAAACAACUUCCGAUUUAUAAUUUCUAAAUAGAGGGUGUCUUGUGGCCAGUAUUAUUCCACAUAGUUUUCUAUCUUAUCAGCCAACAAAAGAAAUCAAGUAAAAAUAUCAUUUAAUCAACAUUAAUCAACGUUUUUUCUAAACAUGAAAUCAACCUUCAAAUUUUCGUUUUAUAUAUUGUCUGCGAUAAGCCAAAGAUACAAAAUUGAUGUCAUAGUCUUAGGAUCUUAGCCCCGCUACAUGUGUUCUUUUUUCUUUCGUCUCUCUGCUGGCUGUCAAUCUUUUUGAAUAUUGAGAUAUCGUUUUCGCUUAUCGAAAAUACAACAAAAGUCUGUACCGAAUGCUGCCGCCGAAUUGCACAAAAACUCAAAAUACUUGCGAUAAGGCAAAUGGAAAUAAUUGGUGCUAUUUGCCCCAGUUGCAUUCAAUGAGGAGAACCUGAAGAAUCAGAAACGAACCGAUGUGAUACUUGGAGACUAAGCAUUGCAACAACGAUAUAAAUACAUUACUUUUAAGUAUUUAGCAGUAGUCAAAGCUGUACAAGAAGAAAAAAGUGCAUCCUAAAAAAAAAAACCAAAACAAUUUGCUGAAAAACUUGCCACAUUCAACAUGGAACACUUGGAUCUGGCGGGUUAUCUAAACACGCCCAUUAAUUGGAAUUUAGGCGCAUUUGAACAGCAAGAUGGCAUUUACCUGUCCAGUUCGCGCCAAAUGCUGGAGCCCAUCAUGGAGGAGACCUCCGAGGAUGAGGAGCAUGCGCAAAAUAGCUGGAACGGCUACGAGCAUCGCGGCAGCAGCAGCUGCGGCGGCGGCUUCUGGAGCUCCGCUGAGUCCGAGACAGGCUCGGUCAUAAGAGUCGAAAUUAACAAGGAUAUCGACGCCAUAUCGGAACGUGACUUUGCCUGUCCGCCGAAGCGCGCGCGCCGCUCACAGGAGGAGCUGCAGCAGCAGCAGCUGCUGCACAGUCUGGAGGAUAUGGUGCAGCUGCGUCGCCCGCCGCCGCCGCGCUACGAUGCCGAGGCGCACAACAGCUUGGAGCGCUUCCUGGCGCUGGAGGCGUGCGCCCGGGACAGCUACGGCAGCCAGGGCCAGCGCAACAGCACGGGCAGCUGCCGGCGUGGCGGCAACUUUGAGGAUUUCUACUCGGACAACGAUUCGUAUCAUUCGCUAUCGCGCAGCUCCUCGCUGGUGCAGUUCGAGUCGCUGGAGCGCCAGCUGACGCUGCAGGAACAGCACCAGAGCAUGAACAGCCUGGGCAACAGCUCGCCCUCGCUGUUCAGCUGCGAGACGGUGGCCAGCAGCAGCGGCGGCAGCAGCAGCGGCGGCGCCAGCGGCGGUAGCCACAGUAAUCCGGACAGCCGGCGCGGCUCGGCCACGUCGCUGCUGAAGCGCUACGAGUCGAGCGACGGACGUCUGCAUCAGACCUACUACGAGCUGCACAAGCUGGACCUGGAGGAGCAGCAGCGCGAACUGUUCGGUGCCUGCAAGAGCCUGCAUCAGGCGGAACUCAAAUCGGAUUCGGAGUCGAGCAGCACGUCCAGCAGCGAUAGCAGCGGACACAGCAUGCUCAGCGCCUGUCCGGGUAAACAAGAUGCGGGCAGUGCCCGACGCCUGCCGCUCAAUUCGGCGGAGAAUUUGUCUGAGGAUUCGGGCUACUGUGAGCCGAGCACAUUGCGACGCGCCAAAUCCAAGAGCAUACCAAAGAAUUUCGACAAGCUCUGCGAAGAGGAGGAGAUGGAGGAGCUGCUGGAACAGGAGCCAGCGUCAGUGGUAGGGGCAAUGGCAGUGGCUGGCGCAGGGGCUGGGGCAGGGGCAGCGACAGGCGCACAUUCCAAAAACUCCAAUGAUUUGUGUCAGACAAAAAUAGAGCAGCAGACAAACGAGACGCAGUCAGCGUCGCAGUCAUCUCUCGGCUCUCCGGCAUCGUCUAUAAAUAGCUGCGAGAGAGGCGCACGCUCGCCAUCCACGUCGUCUUCGCCAUCGCCCAGCGGAUCAGCGGCAUCCGCAACGUCGUCGCCGACGUCGUUGUCGUCAACAUCGUCCGCCGCCUCGUUCACUUGGCUGCGCAACAGUUUGCCCGACAUACGCGAGCCGCGAGGUUCGUCGCCCAAAUUUCUAACGGACAACAACAGCUACGGCCUGGCCAACAACAAGAGCAGCAGCAGCAGCAGCAGCAGCAGCAGCGCCUCCUCCUCCGCCUCCUCCACCACAUCCGCCGAGUGCUCGCCCGUGCUGUCACGAAUCAGCACAGCGACAGCCUUAGCCGGCAGCGUGCCCAACGAGCUGCAGCAGCUGGGCAGACGGAGGCGAACACGUCGCCAGCAGCAGCAGAGGAAUUGCCAGAGCAGCGAGGACGGGCACAGCUCUAGCGAGGAUUUGGACAAUUUUGAUUGCAGCAGCUUGCCGCGCAUGCGACGCAGCUGCAGCUGGAACGAACGUUGCGGCUUCAGUGCAAGAACAGGAACGGAAGCGGGAAAGGGCGCAGGCGCCGGAGCAGGCUACCUAAACGCUAGCUAUCAAAACCUCACGCUACUCGACUACGCGGAUCGCAGUGAUAAUUGCAAGCGCAGCUCUUUCGACAUGGACAAACGUAAACGUGUCGUUUCUGGCGAGGAUUACGACCAGCUCAUAUGCAAGGGCAACUUUCUGCUGGACGAGCUGAGCCAAAUCUAUGACAAAAAUGCAUCCAUAUUGAACGACAAGACCGUCGAGCAGGAACCGGCGCCGGAGCAGGAGGAGGCGCCUCCACAAGUGCAGCAUGUCCAGCUAACCAUACGUAAGCCGCCGGCUCGCCAAAAGCGGCAGACAGCGGAGCAGGAGCCAACAUCGCCAGUUUCUACUGCAUCCACCGUGCCCGCGGCGACUGUCAUCAGUUUCAGCAGCUUUGGCAAGACUUUCGAUCAGGAUCCGACCAAUUUGCGCACCUCCUAUGCCCAGUCGCUGGAGCAGUGCAAUUUUGAGCUGCCCAAGAGGAAUCCGGCACCGCCGCCGCCCAAUCGGGUGCUGCCCAAGCGGCGCUUCCAGAGCUCAACGGCCAAGCAGCGCAGCCUGGUCAGCAGUACGCCCAAUCUAUCGGCCUUCGAUGGCGGCCAGGAGCCGGAGGAUGAUAUAUAUGUGAGCAGUGCGCACAAUUCGAUGCAUCAGCUGCCGCAGACACCGACACAGCCAAAGCCCUUGGGCAUACUGUUGCCGGCGGGCUCGCGUAAUUCAUUCAGCAAGGAGGUGAGUUUCUGUCCAGUGGUGAGUAAGUAUUGCUGGCAGGAGCAAUCGUCGGAGGAGCCGCAAGAGGAGCACGAGCAGGCGAGCAGCGAUGAGGAGCACAAUGAUGAUGCUGAUGAUGAUGAUGAUGAUGAUGAUGAUGGAGAAGAAGAGGAACUGUUGGAUAACAACGAUGCCACUGUUAUUUAUAACACCAAAGAGAACGAGUACAUAGCAGCGCGCUACAAUGAAGAGCAACAGCUAAGAGCGCCGCAACAAGAGCAACAAGAGCCACAUCAACAGCAAAGAGCGCAAGAGAGCGAACGCGAGCGUGAGAGCGUGAUCGAUGACCAGAGCAGCGAGAGCGAUGAAAACAACGAAAACAUCGCCGCUGGUGUCAGCAUGGAAACGCAACAACAAAAAACAUCGCCGCCGCUGCCGCCGCCGCUGCUGCUGCAGCCCGUUUCAAGCGUCGCUGCUGCUGCCUCGGCUGUCAGUCUUGAAACGAGCGUCGACGCGAGCUCAUCGUACGCGAUCGCCAGUUCACCAGUUCACACAGUGCCGUUACACACACGCCCCCUAAGCCUGCAUUUGCCCAUACUAAGCGAACCGCCCACAAACCGCGCACAUCACAUACUCUACGCCUCGCAGCAGCUGCUGCAGCGUUACGACCACGACAACGUCGACAAGAACAUGUCGUCCAAAUCAACGUCAGUCCAGCCCACGGCGCACAUAACCAGCGCCAAUAACAAUGAGUCGCCGCUAAAGCAGCGCGCCAACAAAACGGACGAGAAGCAUCCCAGCUCAAAGAGUUUUCUGUCGCGCUUUGCGCAUGGCCUGCGCUUCUCGCUGCGCCGCAAGAAGAAGCAGCAGCAACAGCAACAGCAACCGCAGCUGCAGCAGCAGCAGCAGCAGCAGCAACAGCCGCUCAAGCAAGCAACGCAAAGCAACGGCAAAAGCCAGGAUUUCAUUUACAUACCCCUCAAGCCGCCGCGCAGCACGCUAGAUGACAGCAACGCCUCCGAAGCGAGCACCGCCAGCGUUCACAGUCGCCAGGCGACAGCAGCAGCAGCAACAGCAGCAGUCGAGCUGGAGCUGCCAAAAACAUCGACACUGCAAAAGCUGGUGACAGGUAAACCCCCGUUGCCGAAGUUGCCGCCACGGCAAGCGCAUGCGCCGUAUGCGGUCAGUGCUGCCAAUGGCUCCUUAGGUGCUGCCCAUGCUAGCGAUGCUCUCUUGGCCGCCGAACGGCAACAAUAUGCGGCCUUUGCCCAACAGUUGACAACGGGCCAGCGUCACGAAAUGUCGCUAACGGAAACGGAAAUGGCUCGAGCCACCGAAUCGCCGUCGCGCGCCUCUGUCGCGCAAAAGACGCAAAUGUUCAAUCAGCUGGGCGCCGGCUUGCCGUCGCGUCCGCUAACCAUGGUAACAGCCGUGCCGGUGGCUGUCUCCCCGAUGCUGGAUACCACCGAUGGCGAUGGCGGGUCUGGAAAAAUGGGCCUCAUCGAGACCAAUUUGGACACACACGAAACGAUUAUCACGGGCAAGACGCGCUCCCUUAUGGACAUCACCUGCAAUCCGCUGCACAAACGGUAUCUGGUCAAGCGUUUGAAUGUGACCAGCGCCGCCUACGAUGUCCGGGAUGAUGACGACGACGACGAUGACGACGAUGAUGAGCGUCUCGAUGGAAACAAUCAACGCAUCAAGCCAUCAACACAGGCGGGCGGCGUCCAAAUCGCCUCAGUUCGUAGGCCACACAAAAGCAUGGAAUUUCUGCUGGACAAAGAGAAUCAAAAGAAUGUUUUGCCACCUGAGAAUGAGCUACAGAAAUCGCACGAUCACAAUCCGGCCGCCCUGAGCGAGCAUCAAUUGCGAGUGCAGGCAUCGCUGCAGCGCCUGAAUAUACCCGACUGGUUCCGACAAUACAAUCAAAAUGCAGCACGAUCGCCAGAUGGCGCCGGCGCCGGUGCCGGCAACGCUGGCCCAGCAUCCUCUGGCGGCUACAAGCCGGGCAAUUUUACGCGCAAGCGCACACAGGACUCGGGUCGCUGGCAGGGCCUUAACUCGAAGACGACUUCGCUCAGUUCGCUGGGCUCGCAGCGCUCUGAUCGUAGUCCCCUGCUGUUGAGUCCCUCGGCGCACAGUCAUCAUGGCGGCCAGAGCAGCAGCGUCAGCGGCUCGGCGACGGCACAUCAGGCCCAUGGCCAGGGCGUCGGCGCCACACGCUGGUCCACCUCGCAUCUGAACUCCACACAAACAUCGCCGAGCGUCUCGCAGCGCGGCAGCUUUGCCCGCGGCGCGCCCAUCAACAGCAGCUUCAUGUCCGUGGCCAGCGGCAGCAGCGCCGGCGCCCCCGGCGGUGUCCUGAGGAACUCCUAUCGUCAGCCCUACCUAGGCUGGCGCAGCACUGAGAAGCUCUCACAGCGCACGCCCCACGAACGCCUGGCCAACUCGCUGCUGGCGCAACGCACAUCGCCAACAACGGCGACGCCGACGAAUGGUGUGCGAAGGCUGCAGCCCGUAACGCCGGAGAUACAGAGCUCCAUCAAGGAGGUAACCUCGGCCAUAGUGCAUUAUGUGAACGAUCAGACGCAGGCGCAGGCACAGCUGCAGCAACAGCGCAGCCGCUCGACGAGUCCCAAUUCGAGAAAGUGCUGGCUUGAGAGCAGCUUUGUUGGCACACGUCCGCUGGAUUCACCGCAAACGCCCGUCAUUGACAGCAGCAGCAGCCCGCCCGCAACCCAACACCAACAGCAGCACCAGCAGCCGCAUCAACACCUGCAACAGCUACACCUGGAUGCCACAACGGCGCUUGCCGUUGGACAGCCGCCACUACGCAUGAACGGACUUAGCCGGGUCGGCGGCGGUGGCGCGCCUGAACGCUCGCUGAGCAGCGCAUCGCUAGAAGAUGUCUUAGCCUCACUUUUAGGACUGCCAGCUACCUCCUCCUCCAACAGCCACAACACCAACAGCAACAACAACAGAAAUCAAGCGGCAGCGGCGAUUAAUCCAGGGUCCUCGACGACAGCAGAUUCAGCUAGUCGCGGUCAGCAGCUAGAGGUGCUGACGGCAGCGGAGCAGCAGCUACUGCGCCGUCGCAGCGAGGGUGACGCGCCCAGCCAAAAGCAGAAGCAGCUUAAUCAGUCACAAUCCCAAAUACAAACACAAACCCAAACCCAGUGCCAGACCCAGUCCCAGUCCCAGUCGCAAUCACAGUCACAGGUGCAGGGCCAGAGCAAUGCCAGCAAUCGGCGCGUAUCGCUGGGCGACUCCAACAGCCAUGCCCACACGGCGGAAAAGGGCAACAGCAACAGCAUCAACAAUGGCAGCAUCUACGGAGCUGCCGUCGAGCAACAGCUGCAGAUCAGGUGUCGCAACACCAAGUGCGAGGCCAGCGCCACGCCCGCCGAUGCCAAGAAGCUGUACAAGUCAUGCCACAAUUGUACCCAUUUAUAUUGUUCACGUGAGUGUAGGCGCGCCCACUGGGAGAAGCAUCGGAAGGCGUGCCUGCAUUCGCGCGCCUCCAACUUGUGCCGCCAGGUGUUAGCCACUUGCAAGGAUGACGUCGACUCGCAGCGCCAUCUCAGCCUGUUGGCCCGCAAGGGCAGCCUCUCGCAGGGCCGUGGCGUGGUGCGUGUGCUCUUUCGCAGCGCCGAGGCCGCCGAGGGCUUCAUCAAGCAUGGAUUUCAGUGCAUGGGCGAGGCAUCCUAUGUACGCUGGCCAGAUCUGAUGCCAGCCGAAAUGGGUCUGGAACUGUACUCGGAAUUGCUAAAACUAAGCACUGAAUACAAGCCCGAGUCCAAGAUGCUCAUUUACGUGGCCAUUUGCGUGGUCUCCGAGGCACCGGGCAUGGGUCAGGCACCGGUGCGUUGGGAGCGCCAGCUAGUGUCACGCUGCGCCAAGCUGAAGCUGUGCAAGACCGUGCUCGCCGAGCUGGAGCUGCAGCAGCAAGCUCUACAGCAGCCACUGGCCGUCAUGGCCGUGCCGGAGCGCACCGAGAUACUCAUACUCACCUUCAAUCCGGGCUUGCGCACCGCGCCCGGCAAUCGGGAACUUAUAUUGUCCAACAUUUUGGACAUACUCUCACGGCGUGGAGUGCUGCUGCGCAAACACUAUCCGGAGAUCUAUCAGCGCCUACAGAGCUACACGGAGGGCCAAACGGACAAGUUCAAUCCGGUUACGCUGCACCCGCGCGACUCCCAGACGGGCCAGAGCUUCGUGUGCAUUAUCAUGCCCGUGCACACGGACAGCGAGUUCAUCAAACUGCCAUCGGCGGCGGAUGGUGGCGGAAAUCGUGUGACCACCAUCGAUGUCGGCUCGCCGGCAGCUCUCGCUCAGCUGGACGAUGAUGAGCUCCUCACGCGCACCACCCCAGCGAGUUGAUUGAAGGCGACAAGCGACAGCAGCAGCAGCACCAUCUGCAGCAGGCAGAGGCGUAGCGGCAGCAGUGGCAGUGCCACGCCCCCGCAUAACCUGAACGCAUAUAAUGAUGCCCUAGGCUGUGGCCUGGAGAGCACGCGCAUGUGAGCAACAACAACAACAACUCAACCGCUUCCAGAUCUUGCUCUUGAUUAAUAUUUAAGUCUCUCUAACCAGUUGCUUCUAUUGUUCUGUACUCUAAAUAUUCAUGUUAGUUAGUCGGCUCUCCUCUGUUAAAAUUAGCUAGUUAGCUAGUGGACGUGUUAGCACUUGUAUGGCAUCUGCCACAACUCCAUAUAUCAGUAGUUAUCCCUUCCCUACCCACACCAAAAAAAAAAAAAAA